This is a messenger RNA of Fragaria vesca subsp. vesca, 1044 nucleotides long. RefSeq lists its product as uncharacterized. The coding region runs from base 152 to 580 and encodes 142 amino acids. Gene Ontology annotation, biological process: regulation of synaptic vesicle exocytosis; endosome to lysosome transport; intracellular protein transport. Gene Ontology annotation, molecular function: SNARE binding. The record is from RefSeq and is a predicted model, not a curated record. NCBI's taxonomy places the organism in Eukaryota, Viridiplantae, Streptophyta, Magnoliopsida, Rosales, Rosaceae. Gene Ontology annotation, cellular component: BLOC-1 complex; synaptic vesicle; BORC complex. The transcript has 4 exons.
AUAUGAAGCCCAACUAAAUCCUAUGCUUAAACAUCAAUAUCUACUCCCAACGUUUGGUACACGAAGAAGCUGACAAAACUGAACUGAAAGUCUGAAACAAAACCAACACUUCCAGAGUUCGUUAGACUGAAAUCCAAACGAGUCCGAUCAGAUGGAAAACGGAGACAACCACGGCGAGGCAUCGUACCCAAAUGCCGACCAGACCAAAAUCGAGAACAAGAAGACAACAACAGCGGAAUCAUCGGAGGCUUUGGCAAAGGGACUGUCUUCGACCCUCGCCGCCAUCAUUAAAGACUUCGAUUCCAAAGCCCAGCAGACCUUCACCAGCCAAGACCAGCUCUCUCAAGCCCUCGAUCGCCUCACCCGCGAGCUGGAUAAGUUGUUGGAAGAUGCUCCGAUGCCGUUUAUAAUGCAACACGCGGCGAAGAUCACGGCGGUUAGGAAGAGGGUUUUGUCUCUUAACUCGGUUUUGAAGAAUGUUCAACGCCGUCUUGACAAUAUAGACCGCAUGUUAACUGUUGGAGUUCCACAUCCUAAUCAACAUGAUAAGACGAACACUGAACAUUCAGGACUGCAUUAACACUGUUGUGUAUUGGAGUUUCUCAACAGUCAAUCUCCAGAAAAGAUCUAGCACAGUAUCGGGAUUGCAGGGGACAACCUUAUAGUUUUGGGUCCGUCAGUCAACCAAUUGAAGAAUUUUGCCAUCUUUGGCCGAAGCUCAUUGAGGAGUUUAAAAACCACAAGGACGCUCCAUCAUUUGACACAUUGAUGUUACCUGAAAGUCAGAAUCGCUGAAGAGUAAUUAAGGAGAAUAUUUGACAGUCUAGUGUAACUAUGGACAUUGAGUGGGUAGAUAUUUGGCGUUCUGAAUGUUGAAUGGCAGUAGUUUGUGCAGAUGGCAAAUGAGAGAUAACUGUUUCUGGAAUCCUAGUUUAGCAUUAUUUGAUUUUCCAACAUUUGAGCUGAUAUGAUCACUUAGAUAUAUGUACAUUUGUAUUUUGCUAUUGCAAGGUUUUUUGGGGUAAAAAAUGUCAAUGAGAUGUU